Messenger RNA from Ostertagia ostertagi, 411 nucleotides. Lineage: Eukaryota; Metazoa; Nematoda; Chromadorea; Rhabditida; Trichostrongylidae. The record is from the annotation of a GenBank genome assembly.
AUGAAUUUUGAUGACAGCGCAGAAUUCCGACAAAAGGAUAUUUUUGCCAUGGAAGACAAAUCGGAGCAGGACCCGAGGGAGGUGGAAGCAGACCGACAUAACCUCAACUACAUAGGCAUGGACGGAAACAUUGCCUGCUUAGUGAAUGGUGCUGGCCUGGCCAUGGCGACGAUGGAUAUCAUCAAACUGAAAGGAGGUGAUCCAGCCAAUUUCCUGGAUGUAGGAGGAACUGUUACGGAGGAUCAAGUAUUCCAUGCCGUCCGGAUAAUCACAAGUGACCCACGGGUUAAAUGCGUCUUGGUGAACAUUUUCGGAGGAAUUGUGAACUGUGCAACUAUCGCUAAUGGAGUGGUGGCGGCGUGUCGAAAAAUCAACAUGCGCGUUCCACUUGUGGUUCCGACUGGAAGGUGA